CCUUUGCAUAACCUCAAAUUCACUCGAUAUUAUUUGACAGCUUCGAUGGACAACUGAAUGUUUUUGUUCUUUUAGUUCUCCAUGGGGGUGGCACAGAAUAAUUGUUGAUAUGGAUGGACAACAUCUGAAUUUAUGCCUCGCAAAAGAGGAUAAUAAGACUUUACUGACACAGUUUAUACAUUCCUGCAUCAGUGAAAUUUGUUGCUCCUCAGGACCUACAUAUUCUCAAUUCUUCAAUAUUGGCUGGACGGAGGAUGAAUAUAAUUAUAUUCAUAAAAUACUCUUAGUAUUGUUCAAUAAUCCAGCGGUUCUCCACCUCGACGACACAAAAAUGCCUGCAGAGUUCUUCCACGUACCUGAAAACGUUCAGGUUAUCAUCCUGGACUGCCUGAAGAUUCGAAGAGAUCAAUUACUGAAGGCUUUGGCAUUCAACCAUUCCCAGAAACAGACUGCCACGAUGAUAGACUUCGACUGGAGAUUAAAGCUGGUAAUGGGAUCGAGUAAAAUGUCUUCGUUGAAGGAGCCUCUCCUCCAGCUAGAUCUCAGGGUGAAAGAGAAAGAUCAGGAGGAAAUUUUGGACAUCGAGAUGAACCGAGAGGAACUAGAUGGCUUUAUCAAAACACUGGAGGCUGCCAAUGUAUGAUAUUAAUUAAUGCGAACUAAUUAUUUUCCCUAGAUGAAUAAAAAAACCAUGAGGAUAGAGGAAGUGAAUGAGUGAUGGUCUCAAAUCGCCACGAUUUUCGGGAAAUAAAUAUAAACCACCAUUAUACAC
Messenger RNA from Fopius arisanus, 772 nucleotides. Its product is annotated as COMM domain-containing protein 8-like. The record is from RefSeq and is a predicted model, not a curated record. NCBI's taxonomy places the organism in Eukaryota, Metazoa, Arthropoda, Insecta, Hymenoptera, Braconidae. The transcript is spliced from 4 exons. The coding region runs from base 110 to 643 and encodes 177 amino acids.